Messenger RNA from Theobroma cacao (cacao), 1627 nucleotides. Its product is annotated as auxin canalization protein (DUF828). Gene Ontology annotation, biological process: auxin-activated signaling pathway; leaf vascular tissue pattern formation; phloem or xylem histogenesis. The record is from RefSeq and is a predicted model, not a curated record. Lineage: Eukaryota; Viridiplantae; Streptophyta; Magnoliopsida; Malvales; Malvaceae.
GGCCUUUUUUAAUGUCUAUAUAAUUAUAAGUUUGCUCGGACAAGACAGUAAGUUUUGUUCUUAGUAGAGAACCUUUCUGGUUUCGAAAGGCAAUAAUUUUUUUUCCCAACUUUUAUACCUCUUAAGACUUGUUUUCUGUCAUUUUAUCUCACGGUCAAGGCCAAAGAUAUCAAAAGUUUUGUGGAAGUAUUACUACAGGAGAUAAUAGGAGGAUUUAGCUUUUGAAUUCAUUCAAAACAAGUUUGAAAGUGUUAAUUUCCUGUCAGCUGAAAAAGGAUCCUAAGAUAGAAAUGGAAAGCGGGUUUUAUUCAGCUUCUUUGUUUGGGCUGGAGAACCUAGAAGAGGAUGGAGAGCUGAAAGCAGCAUCGUCGUUGCCAUCUAUCCCUCAGCCACAAACACCAAAGGAGCCUAUGGAGUUUUUGUCUAGAUCGUGGAGUCUAUCUGCAUCAGAAAUUUCAAAAGCUCUUGCUCAGAAACAGAAACAGUUUGAGUUUGAUAGUAAUCCAAGUUCAUUUCCAGACACCUUUGUUGCACCACAUAUUGCAGGGAAAGUCAUAAAUUCAAUUAAUGCUCGAAGAACUGGAUCAAUAGGGAAAUGGUUCCAUCACCACAGGGACUCAGGUACUAACACAGUGAAAAAGAAAGAUAAGAUGCGUGCAGAAAAUGCUCGGCUGCACUCUGCAGUUUCGGUUGCUGGACUAGCUGCAGGCUUGGCAGCAGUAGCCGCAGCUGGAAACUCCAAUGGCACAGGCUCACAAAUGAGCAUGGCAUUGGCAUCCGCUACUGAACUUUUGGCAUCACAUUGCAUUGAAUUAGCUGAACUAGCCGGGGCAGAUCAUCACCGUGUUGCUUCUGUUGUCAAAUCAGUAGUUGAUAUUCACAGUGCUGGUGAUCUGAUGACUCUCACAGCAGCAGCUGCAACAGCUUUAAGAGGAGAAGCAGCUUUGAAAGCAAGAUUGCCAAAAGAAGCGAAGAAAAAUGCAGCUAUAAGUCCUUACGAGAGGAGCAUGGCAGAAGCUCAUUGGUCUGCUGCUUUUCAUACUCAAAUAAAGGAGCAGAAUCCUCCUUGUGAGGGCGAACUGCUGCAACACACACGGAAAGGUGUAUUGCGAUGGAAAGGCGUCUCUGUCUACAUCAGCAAGAAAUCUCAGGUCAUGAUUAAGCUUAAAAGUAAACACGUUGGGGGGGCAUUCUCCAAGAAGAAUAAAUGUAUUGUUUACGGGGUUUGCGACGAGACUUCUGCAUGGCCAUACAGAAAAGAAAGGGAAACCUCUGAAGAACUCUAUUUCGGCCUCAAGACUGGACAAGGUCUUCUGGAGUUCAAGUGUAAAAGCAAGAUUCAUAAGCAGAGAUGGGUCGAUGGGAUUCAAAACCUUCUCCGUCAAGUCAGCUAUGCUGAAGCAGCAGAGCUUUCUCUCGAAUCUUUGAGUAUCGGUGACAGUAUAUAGGAUAGAGUAUGGUUGUUGUGCAUACAUACUGAUUUUGGUUUGUGACAUAUAGAAUAGAAAUCGUCUUCAAUAUGUGAGCUAUGCAACAAGUUCUUCCAAUGUAUGCUACCAAAGAGAUGAGGUUGCAGAGGAAGGGGUCCCGAUCUGAAGGGAGAAUAAAUGAGUUUUUAUACAGACUU